AUGGCAACAAACCUGGUUUUGACUCCGGACUUCGGCCCUGAUAAAAUCAGCCGCUUUAAGUUGGUGUCCUGGUUCAACCGCCUGCUCAAGACGAACUUCAAUGAUGUGCGAGAGAUGGGUUCAGGAGCGUGUCAGUGUCAGAUGAUGGACUGGGUUAUUCGUGGCUCUGUUGACAUGACCAAGGUGAAGUUUGAUGCAAAGGGUGAGGAUGAAUAUAAGCACAACUUCACUCUGCUCCAGGAGGCCUUCAGCAAGAGGGGUAUCAGCAAGAACAUUCCAGUUGAGAGUCUCGGAAAAGGGGAUCAUAAAAGCAACAUUAAGAUCUUGAAGUGGUUCAAAGCUUUUUACAUAGCAAAUGUAAAGGACUGUAAAGGAUACGACCCUGUGCAAGCCCGGGACGGCCAGGACAUCAGCCCAGUUGUUGCACCUCCACCCUCGGCAGGUGUUGAAUUGGAAUCAGACAAAGAAGAGAAAGGCAUUAAAAGAUACCCAUACACAGAAAAGUGGAAGAAUAUGUUUGACUGGGCUGAAAAGAGCACUCUUGGAGAGCAAUACACAUACUGCAUCACUUGUGCUAAAAACCUCAAAACCUUUGCUAAAGGCCAUGUUGAACUUCAGCGUCACAUGGACACUAACAUUCACUACAAACGGGGAAGAGUUUCCAAGGGUCCCUGCCUGCAACGCCAACACUCUGAGCCGCCGCUGCCCUGCACUGAUGCAGCGAUCCGCUUUAUUCAGAGACACUGUUAUAAUGGCUCUGCCAAAGGGGAACAGGUGUCUAUACGCUUUGCACGCCGCAAGCUGGGGCGUCAGUACCCCAAAGAUAUUACAUCUGUUUGCCAGCACACUCCUUACUGUGUGUACAUUUCCGGAGGGGAAACCGUAGGAAAGGAUGAGGCUGUCUCGGUGGUCCUCGUUGGAUUCUUUGACGUAGAAGCCUCCAGGCACUGCAUCCGGUUUCUGGAUGCUCUUGAGUCAGAGAACUAUGCAGAAGAUCAAACAGCCGUAUUAGUGGGGGAGACCUUAAAGAAAUUCGGGUUACCAGCAGAUAACCUUGUCGCUGUCUACCUCGAUGGUUAUGGUGCGGCCUCAGAGCAGAUCUGCUCACAGCUGAAGGAACUCAACCCGAACAUAGCAGUCUUUGGAGGGCUGUACACCAUCAGUGAUGCUGCUUGCCAGGCUGGAGUUAAGCAGCUCUCCAAUCAGGCUCAGGAGCUGACAGUGGACAUGUAUGCCCACUACUCCUCCUCUUUUGAGAAGAAUGAUAACCUCAAGGCUCUCUUUGGCUCUAUCACUGUGGACAGUCCAUCUUAUUUCAACGCCCGCUGCCUUAACUUUUGCCUUUUAGUCACAAAAAUGUUGGAAAUAUGGACAGAUCUUGUAUCGUACUUUGGCUCUUGCGACGCGAAUGAUGACAAAGCCAAGUUAAUCUGCUCCCGGCUGCAGGAUCCCAAAGUUAGGGCAACGUUUACAUUUCUGGAGCGGGCCUUAAAGCCGCUGCACAAUUUCCAAAUGCAUCUGCAGACGCCGGAAGGAGCGGCUCAAGCUGAUUUGCAGCUCAUUCUAGAAGAAGCCAGUAACCUGCUGAGCACCUACACCUGUUACUUCCUUCGUCCUCAAGCUGCUGCUCGCUUCCUCGAGGAACAUGAUACCCAAAUCCUCAAGGACAAGUCAUCCCACCUGUCAAGCCCCGAACUGGGUGGGAAAGCCGUUGAAGAUAUCCUAAAUGAGUCUUCAGAGGCACUGCCACCGUUUAGAGAGGAGGUGUUGUCUUUCUACAUCGCACUGACAAGUUGCAUUGCAGAGAAACUGCCUCUAAAGGAUGGGUUGCUAAGGAGCAUAGCUCAGCUGUUGAAUCCCCAGAGCAGGCAGAAAGUGACACAGACAGCAGUUGGGGAGCUUGGGACCAAGCUGGGACUCUGCAGCUCCCCCGAGGAGGUCAACCAGCUCACGAGUGAAUUCCUUCAGUAUCAGCUGGCCGAGGAGGGAGAGGAGAAUCACUCAGCAGAGGUUUCACGGGAGAAACACUGGGCCAGCGUACUGAGGGACAGCAAGCAGACAGUGUUCAGGAGGCUUGUUCUGACCCUAUUGGCCCUUCCCUGUCCACCACUGGAUGCUCAGCACGUUUUUAAUCAGGCCUUCGAGAAUGGAGACGCUGCUCAUCUCUCCGACAGCGAAGCAGAACGCGAGUCUGAGUACAAAUACAGUAAAGAAGUGAAUGGCCAUAGUAUCGGAGUGAAGCAGUGUGAAGUCAGGCUUACAAAGAUAAACAAGCUAAAGAAAAAAUGUGAGGAUUCAUCUGGAGAGAAUGGCAUCUUUAAAGAGAUGAAGGAGGCCAGUAGGGGAAGUUUUGGCUGGGAGAGCAGCUUGCGCCAGAAGCCACAGGCCCGUGCAGUGUUUCAGGCUGGUGCUAGCACCCGGGCCAAACCCGUAGGUCUUGAUAAGGACAGCAAAAAUGGUCUGGAGUCCCAAGAUGAGGUGUCACAAGAGUCUUCACCAUCAAGUAAAUUUACACCAAGAAGCCGCAGGAAGCACGUCUACCAGGAUGGGAAAGGGUUUCUGACAGGAGAGCUGGUGUGGGGGAAAGUGAAGGGGUUCUCCUGGUGGCCUGGGCUGGUAACAUCCUGGAAAACCAAGUCCGCCCCCCCGGGCAUGCGGCGGGUGGAGUGGUUUGGAGAUGGGAUGUUCUCAGAGAUCUACACCGAGGGUCUACUGGCAUUCAGUACUUUCACUAAGUGCUUCUGUAAAAACUCCUUCGACUGCUUGCCCCUCUACAAAGAAGCCAUCUACCAAAUCAUAGAGUUGGCAGGUGAGCGAUGUGGGAAAUCCUUUGCUGCGGCUGAAGGAGUCAAAGAAAAAGAGUUGAAGUUGAUGCUGGACUGGGCUUCUGAAGGAUUUCUGCCUUCAGGACCAAACGGACUCCUACCUCCUGAUUCUGCUUCACAUGCUGAGACUUCUGACUCGGCCCAGUCCGACUACCAGCCCCCGGCAAAAAGGAAAUACGUGUAUAAAAACAAGGCAACUGCAGUCGCCAUCACCUAUAGCAGAGAAUCAAUACCAGAGAAGCUCAAAGAAGAAGGAGUAACCAUCGAAGAUCUGUGUUUGUCUUGUGGAUCAUCUGAAAUUGAAGUUUCUCACCCACUGUUUGAAGGUGCUCUUUGUCAAAAAUGCAAGAUGAACUUCUCAGAGACGCUGUAUCGCUACGAUGAGGAUGGCUACCAGUCGUACUGCACCGUGUGCUGUGCUGGGCUAGAGGUCAUUCUGUGUGGGAUUGCCAGCUGCUGCAGGUGUUUCUGUAAGGACUGUCUGGAAAUCCUGGUGGGCCCGGGAACCUUUGACCAGCUGAAAGAUGAGGAUCCCUGGAGCUGCUACAUGUGCAAGCCGUCGCAGUGCGCGGGGAACCUCCAACUCAGGCCAGACUGGAGCGUGAAGGUUCAAGACUUCUUUGCCAACAACAGCGCUAUGGAGUUUGAGCCUCACAGAUUGUAUCCCUCCAUCCUUGCCGACCAGCGCAGACCAAUCAAGGUGCUCUCACUGUUUGACGGCAUAGCAACAGGAUACCUGGUGCUGAAAGACCUGGGCGUCAAGAUGGAUCGCUACGUUGCUGCUGAGAUUUGUGAGGAUUCCAUCGCUGUGGGGAUGAUCAAGCAUAAGGGAAAGAUCGAAUAUGUCAAUGACGUUCGCACCAUCACAAGGAAACAUCUGGCGGAGUGGGGUCCAUUCGAUCUUCUGAUUGGAGGCAGUCCAUGUAACGACCUGUCAAUGGUCAACCCGCUUCGAAAAGGUUUGUUUGAGGGCACUGGGCGGCUCUUCUUUGAGUUUUACCGCAUUCUGGCCAUGUUGAAGCCGAAAGAAGGAGACGACCGUCCGUUCUUCUGGUUGUUUGAGAACGUGGUUUUCAUGAGUGCCCACGACAAAGCAGACAUUUGCAGAUUCCUCGAGUGUAAUCCUAUUCUCGUCGAUGCAGUGAAAGUCAGUCCCGCUCACAGAGCACGCUACUUCUGGGGGAACCUCCCUGGCAUGAACAGGCCUCUCGCAACAUCACUAGACGACAAAGUGUCCCUCCAGGAUUGUUUGGAACUCGGACGCACGGCAAAGUUUGACAAAGUUCGCACCAUCACUACAAAGUCUAACUCCAUAAGGCAGGGGAAGCAUGGACCGCUUCCUGUCGACAUGAAUGGAAGAGAGGACUACCUGUGGUGCACUGAAAUGGAACAGAUCUUUGGAUUCCCCAAACAUUACACGGAUGUGAACAACAUGGGCCGGGGACAGAGGCAGAGAGUCCUGGGUCGCUCCUGGAGUGUCCCCGUCAUCCGCCACCUGUUCGCUCCACUGAAGGAUUAUUUUGAAUGUGAAUAACAACCUCUGAAGGGCAUCUUCAUGUCAGAGCAGCAGCGGUAAACCUUACUGCCUUAU
This is a messenger RNA of Limanda limanda (common dab), 4416 nucleotides long. It is a transcript of the gene dnmt3ba, whose product is annotated as DNA (cytosine-5-)-methyltransferase 3 beta, duplicate a. Gene Ontology annotation, molecular function: DNA (cytosine-5-)-methyltransferase activity, acting on CpG substrates; DNA binding; protein binding. Gene Ontology annotation, biological process: negative regulation of transcription by RNA polymerase II. The record is from RefSeq and is a predicted model, not a curated record. The coding region runs from base 1 to 4359 and encodes 1452 amino acids. NCBI's taxonomy places the organism in Eukaryota, Metazoa, Chordata, Actinopteri, Pleuronectiformes, Pleuronectidae. Gene Ontology annotation, cellular component: nucleus. The transcript has 26 exons.